GAUAAAACCGCUCGAGAGCCGGCACUGUGAACAGUGCAGUAUUGCACAGCUCGGAAGGGAAGACGCUGCUCCUGUCUGGUGCCUGUGAGUGCAGACAGCUGUGUGCACCGAAACCCCACACGCUGCUCCAGUCAGCGUGUGUCUCUUUGCUUUCAGCACUGCACAGCGCGGGCAGGGUUUCCAACAGGACGAGGGAGAAGCAGCUCCCGUUUGUUCUUUUAACCAGGCACGCCCAUUGGAAGGAAGUUGGGUAAAUCCUUGGGUCUGGGAUACUGGCCAACAAUAGAUGAUUCAGAGUCAAGGACCAGUCUCGGAAAGGGCCUGGGCCCGAUACUCUUAGCCAGCAGGACAUGCUGAAAGCUGUAAGAGGAGGCUAAAAUAGGCGAUCUCCGGAGCUGUGCAGCAUAUCAAGGCUAGGACAGAAACUCUUGGGAACUCCUUGGGACCGUAUUCCCACAAGGAAGAGCCCCAGAAGACAGAGAGAGCGUGCAAGGGAAAAUAAGGAACUACUGCAUCCAAAGCGAUAGCCUGUAGCCGGUUCAGGACCCAACUUCCAGCAGGUGCAGCUCUGUUCUAAGACUAGAGGAGAGGCAGUGCUGGGGAAUAUACUGCAGGGCAUGACCCUGCCCUGGCCGGGCUGGGGUGCAGCAGGUGGCCCAGUAGGGCCAUUCCAUCUCUAGGGUCUUUGAUGCUGUCUGGCUAGCCCUUCUCUGCUGGCUUCUGGCUGAGGAAGGAAAGUCCCAGAGCUCCACACUCGGGUUCGUGGCCAACAGCAAAGGCAGGAAAAAGGAACAAGGGAAGGAGGGAUAAAGAAACUCCUCUGAGAAUGUCCGACCAGGAGAUCGAGGACUUUGAAGUGGACAAUCUGUCUGACACGUCCCGGAUGAUCCCCGGCCUCCCUCCUUACGACAUGGACGACCAGCUUCUACCCCUGGAGCCCCGGAGCACCUGCUGCUGCUGGGCUUGGACCCUGCUGAUCGUCGCCACGAACUCGCUGGUCUUCCUCGUGAACUUGCUCCUGGUGGUCACCAUCUUUGCCGUCGUGCUGCUGCCGACGAUCGUGGUGGUGUACUUCGGCUUCCAGUGCCACUCCCGGGUGCUGCACUCCUCCGCCUACUACUGCAAAACCAUCCUGGACGACAACAGCUCCUCUGCCCUCAUCAUCCUUGGCUUCGUCAUCAUGUCCCCGCUCAUCGUGGUGGCCAUGGCCGUCUACUGCAGCCUGGCGCGGCGCCUCCGCCUCUUCCAAUGCUUCCAGCCCUACGCUAGGGCCAUCUACAAAGGGGUGAAGUGGCGCUGGUAUGAGGAGGGAGGGCUGUGCAGCUGUACCAAGGAGUGGAGCACUCAAGUAAAGGCCUGGGUAUGAGCUGGCUGCACCAGCUCCCCCAGCCCCAUCCCCCCAAUACAUCCCCCUUGGCACCUGCAAAGUCACCAUCUGGCGUCCUGGUAGGCAUAGGCUCUCAGAGUCCUUCGGGAUAGAGGAAUGAGCUGGGUCUGGAAUGAACCCCUCUCCUGUAGCGGUACCUAAGUCUGUAACCCUCAGCAGGUUCUCCCCAUUGUGAUGGAAAGGCACCAAAGCAUAUGGACAAAAGUGUGUCAAAGGGGCUCGCCCUCCUGCUACUUACGCAGGGCCAAUCACGUCCCUGCUGGUACAGAAGAGACAGGACUCGCUGACUUAGAAAUGGGGAUGCUUCAUUGAGGCUGCUGGACACAGACAGGCCCUGUGGUUCUCCCUGGCUCCCAACUUUGUGCGGCUUGGCAUCAGAACACGGGAUCUCCUUACGUCCUGGACUAGACUGCGCAGUGAUGGAAGGGGCUGCUGGCGGCGCUACAGGCCCCAGGGAAAAGUAGCUGUGUGGUUAAAAAGCUGCAUCCUUUGUCCCAGAGAAGUGGCCCCCUGUAAAAUACACAUUCAGCCAGGAGGGGGUCCAUUGUGGCCCCCCCGCCUAGAAUCCUAUUGUGGCUGCACGGGUCUCUGGCCCCGCAAAUGAACCUGUGAGUCUGGGCCUAUACGACACUCAGGAGUUGUCACCUUGUUGCACUGUGACUAUGUCCGUCCCGCUGUGCACAGCUGCUCUCGUAGCAGGUUAUAAUGGUGACUGUGUUCCUUUUGUGAUUAGUGGGGACCGGGUGGCUUGGGGAAUCUCAACCGGGCUGUGGGUACCUUCCCCCCAGGGUGCUGGCCUGAACCCUGCCUGCUUUGAUGCUGGUUAUUGAAAUCUGAUGGCCAUGCCAUGGCCUGCUAGACAUUGGGUAUUGUCCAGUGAAGUGUUUCCCAGACAGUGAGUCCCAACCCGCCACUAGAUGAGUUAUGGACCUGGUGCAGAGGGAGGGCUUGGGGGUGGGAGUGGGGAUGUGGAAAGCAAGCCCACCUCACACUCACCCCGCAGUGCCUGGGACUGGCUCCCCGCUCUGGGCAUUGAUGGUGGGGCAGCUGGGUCAAACCUGAGUGGCGCUGCGACCUGGCGGAUAGGGUUGCAGUGCCCGGAGCAGGGAGCUGGGCCCAGCCCUGCAGGGUAGCAGCCGUUGCUGCAGGGUGAGGGCAGGCAGGGCUCACUCUCCGCCCCCCACCAGCCUGGGGCCUCCCCUCCGCAUCCGGCCGGGAUUCAGUUUGGGAGACUGAGGGACAGGGGUUGCUGCGGGUGAUCUGUGCCCCCUUGGGGGAGAGGGGGGAGACAGCGGCAGUGGUGGAGGACCCUGGCCUGUGAUUUUGGGCCCCUCCCAUGAAUCUGGGCCUUUUGUAAACAUAAUGGUGGGUCUGAAAAACAGACAAAACGCAGUUGGCGGGUCACUGUAGUAAAACGUUUGGGAACCACUUGUCUAGUGGACAGGGCUUGGCAGUCAAAAGCCACUCCGGCAGCUGGCACUCGCUGACCCAUCUCGUGCCCGGUCUCCACAGACAGGCCAAGGGUUGAAUGGGCCACAGAGACGACAUUCCCCGCCCCAGCGCAGAGCUGAGGCACAUCGCAGGGCAGUGCAAGGGACGCGGCCCUCACUGCUAUCCAGGAUGCACCUAUAGACACAAGGGGUUUCAUUCUUCGGGGCUCUCCGGCCAGCACCUUUCUCCGGUAGUUUGGAGGGGUUUGUUUCUGGGGGAGGGAGCCACACAAUCUAAACCUAUCGAAGCAAGAGAUCCAGUCUGGGUUCCCAUCCUCACCCGGCACCGUAGAACUCACAGAGGGCCUGCUCCGUUGCCCAGCAACGUCAAUGAGAGUCUCUCCCUUGACUUCAGCUGGCUUUGGACCAGGCCUGAGGAGGGCCUUUCCGAGCUGGAUGCCAUUGACCACUGGAAGCUGUGUAUCCCCAGUCGCCGUUGUUCUUCUGUCCACUGUAACCGCUUCAAUUGCUGAUGUGUAAAUAAACCCCAUGCUGGGGACUCCGCCAUGGGGGCCGCUCUGCAUUCGCUGUCUGAGCACUGGCGGUCCACCCUGUUCAUGUGUGAUGCCCAUUGUAAUGUGACCGGGCCAUUGGAGCCCCUCGCUGUAUAUUAAAGACUAAUUUGUGUA
Molecule: messenger RNA, 3506 nt
Organism: Malaclemys terrapin pileata
Lineage: Eukaryota; Metazoa; Chordata; Testudines; Emydidae
Gene: TMEM278
Product: transmembrane protein 88B
Exons: 2
Coding region: 827-1366 (179 amino acids)
Cellular component (GO): plasma membrane
Molecular function (GO): PDZ domain binding
Source: RefSeq, a predicted model, not a curated record